This is a messenger RNA of Cherax quadricarinatus, 4181 nucleotides long. The record is from RefSeq and is a predicted model, not a curated record. NCBI's taxonomy places the organism in Eukaryota, Metazoa, Arthropoda, Malacostraca, Decapoda, Parastacidae.
CUUCAGGUGAGGUAGUGGUAGUGUAUACGCUUGCUGGCUCGCUCGUGCUGGGAUUCCUUCGUCUAUCAUUGUGCUAUAAUUCAUACCAGAUCAUAUAAUUCAUAUCCCAGCUGGGUUGUGACGUUAUCACUCACCACCGUGUCACAAGUAACGCGUUACUAAUAAGGUGUUGCUGGCUACAUGACGUAUUAGGAAGGUGUUGACUACAGUCAUCACUACUUACACCUCUAAAUAGGAUCCAGUAUGCGGUAUAUGGCUACCUCACCGUGUGUUCUGCUGUUGCUGCUGUUGCUGUGUUGUUUACCUCACCCAUUGCUAGGAUCGGAAACCAAGCCUUUUAUUCGUAAUACUGCCAACGCGCCCAGAGAGUCGGAGGGAGACGACAUCUUGCUGACGUGUGUGGUUGCAGAGCUGGGCCAUACUGUGUGGUGGAGUAAACAUGAGGAUGGAAAGAAGACAUCCUAACUUGCUGAAAAAGAAGCAUUAGACGAUGAUAGGUUGUCUUAUGCUGACAGAGCUCCUUCUUACAACACCAGCAUCAUCAGAUCAGGUGGUGACGUCUGGGUCCUGGCCAUCAAGAACGCUAUGGUCUCAGACCGUGGAGUGUACGUGUGCGAAAUCAACUCUAACCCCUCUCUCACCUCCCUCUACAUGGUCUCUGUGGUUGCAGCGGGAAACAAGACAACAGCACAGGCAACAGCACUGCGGUCCCCACACAACUACACUACUUGCUGCAUAGAAAACGGGGUGUUGCCACAGUGCCUGGGGUUCUGUGCCAUCCACAACAUUCUCGAGGGAAACACUGGCAUUGAUCCAGAGGCUUGUGAAUCACACUUUCCCCUCAUUGUCAAGUGCAUGGCAGAUUUGCGUAAUCAUGUGCCGUGCUGUGAGAGGGAGAGGGUUCCUGACAUCUGUCAGGACCUGUGUCGUGGAGAGUAUACUAUACAAGACGACAGUAUACAGUCCCAGUUCUCGUGUACUGCAUACACCGAGGUCACACUCAUGUGUAUAUCUGAGGGUGUAGAAAUCCUGCCUAUGAGUGCCGAGUCACCUAGCGUGGAAGUGCUGGGACCUACCUCCAUAGAGGUGACCUGGGACCACCCGGCACCUAACACCCCUCCACCUGAGUAUUACGUCAUCAACGUUACCACCAUAACGAAGUUCGACCCCCCAGUGGAGGUGAUGGAGGUGACAGGUAGUGGGGUCACUGACCUGGACACCCAGGAUGACCUGCUCUACCUGCCCAAGAGACUACAGGUCAAGGUAUCAGCCAGUCAGACGCACGCCACCAUCAGGAACCUGUCACCGCUGACGUGGUAUGAAGUGUCCGUUGUGUCAGUCAACAGACACGGCUCCUCGCUGCCCCAGUACAAGCUGAGAGUGCUGACUGAGGCGCAGCAGGCCAACAAGACUGAACCAGUACACCCAGAACUUCCUGACAUCGUCGGCUGUUGUUCUGACAAAGGUUUGAGGUACGACUUUUGCAGGUGCCUGAGGAACUUGUGUGACCCCAGCAACAAGUAUAUAACGGAGCCGGAUAUGAUCGUGUGUGCACCCUGGGCCACGGAAGCAUUUUCCUGUCUGGCCAAUGAUGUGGAUCACUCAGACUGUUGCAAGGCCCGGGGCAUGCCUCCUCUCUGUGUGGAACUCUGCACUGGCAAUGUCACUAAGAUUGAUUAUAAGUAUUUCAGAUGCGUCGACUACUUCAACGACUUCAGGAGCUGCCUGCUGAAGGGGUACAACGUGCUUCCCGGUCCACCGGGACACGUUAAGGUGACCAACACUAACCCCACCUUCGUCCUUGUACACUGGUCCACCCCUACUCUUCUAGGGGACUCUGUCACGGCCUAUCAUGCCUAUUUCAGACCUAUCCUUCCCUCCCGAGAGUGUGCUACAAAAUGGUUCAUCAACAACAUGGAGGUGUCGUACCAUGGAGUGUACACGGAGAAGUCCCCGUACGUGCUAGAGAAUCUGUGUCCAGACACAGAGUACGAGGUGUACGUGCAGGCCGUGAACAAGCACGGCACGGGAGAUCCGUCGGAGCGCGUGCUCUUCCAUACUCCAACACUACAGCACCAGCGUCGACUGCUCGACUCCUCAUACAACAUCACAAACUGCUGCGUCAGCGUCAGCGUCAGCCCCGGGUGCAUGCCGUUAUGCGACUACGAUGCGCGCAUGUCACACGUCCGUGCUCUCAUAGUUACGUGCACAAAUGAGCUGACGAAAUUGUUGCGCUGUGCAGUUGGUGGUCGUAACCACCUGCCGUGCUGCCAGAGACGAGGAGUGCCAGCUGCCUGCUCCAGCCUCUGUUCCGGCUCCUUUACUGCCAACAAAGUCACUCCAGCUGUCUGUAUGCCUUACAUAGGCAAUAUAAUGAUGUGCUUAGAGGAAGGUGUUGAUUUGCUGCCAGCACCUGUGAAGGGUCUUCAUGCCACUAGAGUGUCAGAUGGAGAGGCGACACUGGUUUGGGAGGCACCGGAAAAUGGUGCCAACAUUACACAGUAUCAGCUACACUACCAGAGCGUGGACAAACACUCUGCCUCGCGUGCUCUCUUCUCUCUCAAUAAUACAAUGAAUUUCACAGAUACUGUGGCGAGUGUGACUGGCCUGAGACCCGGUAAUAUGUAUAACUUUUUCGUGAUCUCCAUGAACGAUGAGGGUACAUCGCUGCCUUCCUCAGUGCUGACCAUUAACGUGACAGCUGGUGCCCACAAUGGCAGUGCCCUUGCGGGUGUGUCGUCAGCACCACACAGUCUUUUGCUCGAUGCUAAGACUGCCACCACACUGACAGUCAUAUGGCAGCCACCAGAACUGGCACUUCCCACUGACAGAUUUACUUAUCCUCUUGUUGUUUUCCAUCAUGUUGUUGAUGUUGCAGGUCGACCCAGGAUCAGUGCCCAGGAGGUAGUGCAGGCAAUAGAGUCUCUCUCAGUGACACUAGAGUGUGCAGUGGAUGCCUGGCCUGAACCUUCACUAGUGUGGUGGAGGGACCCUGAGGGCCGGGUGCCUGUCAUCCACGGUGGUAACUACAUCAUCAGUACCUCAAAUGACCCGCAGACUGAAGGUGGCUAUCUGAUGAGGCUGACUAUCAAAACUAUAAAAGAGAGUGAUGCUGGUCUCUAUUACUGUCAUGCUCGAAAUGCCUUUGGCACCUUCACGCACACUACAAAGGUUCAGGUGAGCAAGCAUGCCAAGCUGGAGAUUGAUGUGUCAGAGUGCUGCAGAGUAAAUAACGUAAGUGACACCUGUCUGGACGCCUGCUCCUUUGAUCAACUCAACUUUGAGAGUGUGAUGAACCGUGACGAGUGCAUCCCGGACUUCAGCAAGCUCAUGAAGUGUGCAGCAGAUGGUUCUGACCACCGCAGCUGUUGCAGUCAGCGCCAGGUGCCAAAGAAGUGCCUAGACUGGUGCCGGGGGGAGCUCGUGCCACUCCAGCACCUAUGUGACCUGCAGUGGGCACCCAUCAUUUUCUCAUGCUUCAAUGAGGGUCAAGAGCUGCUGCCAGGUCCACCCCUGAAGGUGCAGGUCAGCAUAUAUGGUCCAACAGGUGCCAGAGUCACCUGGGACCCACCUGUCAAGAACCCUGAGGCUGUGCAGCUCUAUAGAGUGUUCUGGAGGCCCAUGGGACAGCGGGCAGCACUGAAGAACGACACAUCCAACACUGAGCUAGUCAUUGAGGGGCUCAAGUCUGAUGUAACCUACGAGAUUGCUGUUAAAGCUGGCAACCACAAGGGCACAUCAGUCCUUACCCCUACUGUCACCUUCACCCAUGGUGUUAGUUAUGUCAGCUCCACUGCUACACAAGGAGCUUCUGGUGUAGCAGUGGCAGUGGUGACGGUGAUAGUGGUGAUCCUGGUAUGUGUGCUGGUGGCACUGAGCAUCUUCUGGGCACGCAAGAGGAACCUGCUGGGUGCCAAGUCUUCAAGUAACGGUGGCAUCUCCUUCGAGAACCCUUCCUAUAUCAGGGAACGCAACGGAGAUACUGUCCAGAUCGCCGAGACUCCCAAUGGCAGCCUCAACGGGAACAUAACGGGGAUGAACGGUGGGAUGAACAACGGCGGGAUCUCACCCAUUGACGUGAACGGCGGAGUGUGGAACACCCAGAAUGUGUCAGCGUCAACCCCAGGGUUUGAAGACGAUCUGCCGAGUAACGGAGGCUACAUGCGCUUCACCAGCUAAUG